Molecule: messenger RNA, 452 nt
Organism: Drosophila gunungcola (fruit fly)
Lineage: Eukaryota; Metazoa; Arthropoda; Insecta; Diptera; Drosophilidae
Exons: 2
Coding region: 111-362 (83 amino acids)
Source: RefSeq, a predicted model, not a curated record
UUCUUAGAAGGCCAGCAAAUCGUUGUCACAAAGUUCACAACAGAGCCAAUACAGAAAGCACACGUAAAAAUAGUUAAAGAAAAAUUCCAAUAAAAUAAUUAAAAAAGAAAAUGGCUUCAGAAGAAGACGAGGUAUACACGGAGGACGAGACGAACGAGGCCAUGUUCUUCAUCCGGGAGCAUGAGCUGCCCAUGACGGAGCUGCGCUAUGCCCUCAAGUAUGUGCGGAUCCUGCACGGAGCCCGAUCCCCGGAGAACCAGGUGCUGGCGGACCCAGUUGCCCAGAUUCCGGUCGCGGAGGUGGAGCCACCAGUAUUCAACUGGGAGGACAAGGAGAACCAACCCGUAGAGCGGCACCCAUGAACGUUUUAAAUGGUUAUUUGUCUAAUUUGAGUUGCGUUAAAUGCCUUCAGACUUCAGGACUAAAAACAAUACAUUAUUUGUGAAAAUAGU